CCGGAAGUUAUGUGACUGCGUAAAUGUGACUUGCUCAUUAAUCAGGUUUCGUUUAAAAAAUAUUUUUCCACGAUCCUGUUAGAAUUGUUUCAAUGGCUGUGCAUGGUUUUCGUCUCACAUUAAUGUAUACAAAUAUACUGAUUGAAAUAAAUUAAGAUAUUGACAGCCCAAUGGCAAAACAAUGACCUCUUACCAAAAUAUACUGAGAGAGAAGGAAGCUCGGAACUGGGUUAAGGCCGCCCUCGCCCUCAAGAUCACCAAGGAUGGAAUACAAGAUUUUGUGGAGGACGUGCUGACAUGCGUGCAUCAGGAUAUCUAUAAUACCGUCAGAUCAUCCAGGGGUCUUAAAGCUGGGGCAAUAUGCGCACAAUGUUUCACAGAGAACGUGUUGCAGUGCCCUACCCGAGGGAUAUGCACCAGUCCAAGAAACUGUAGGUUUCAUAAGGACCUGACAAAAAUUUACGCUCCUUGUCCAAAUGGGAUUUGUGGAGGUGUUCAUGAUGAAAUUAUUCAACACCACAGAUAUACGAGUCCAUCUUGGAAGAACACAAACGCCGACAAAUGGUAUUCCAGCCCUUGGGAGAUCGGCAAAUGUUUCCUCCCUCCUGAUGGCUACAAGACCGUGUCAUCCGUCAGAGACAGUGACUUCAAUGGUGUGAUUAGCGUCAUGAUAAAUUGUUAUGAUUUUCAGAAGAAGUUGUCCUUCAACAUUGGAGCAAAGACAAAUUUACUGUCAGAGGUUCGGGACAUAGGGCGACUCGUCCACCACGCCCAUGAUCAGAAGAUCACGGACAUAGAGCUAGUGGACAUCCUUUUCAAGCUUCGGACUCUACUAGAGGACCAGACUGAACUAGCGAUCCGACCAAAGGCACAGCUUGUCGUGGAACAACUUAAACAGCUGCAGUCAGACGAGUUCAGGAUCAACUAUGAUGAUGAACGGGGGAUGCUCAAGGAAGGCUUACGAUUACGGUUGAUGGACCACUACCGAACCACUUUUGGGAACAUGCCGAUAUCUCCAAUCCUGACGGAAAAGGAUGCAAAACUCAGCAGAUUUUACGUGCCCCCCAAAAUUGUGGAGAAAAAUCAUAGGAAAAUAGGCAGCAUAGACAAAGUAGAACCCAGUCAAGAAGUAGCAACAUUUUCGGAUGUGUUUUGCCAUGAAAGUCAACUCUGCCGGAACGUUUUCCUUGUUGGUGAACCCGGCAAAGGAAAGUCAACAUUCUCCGCAAUGUGUGCUCUUGAAUGGACAAACCAGUAUUCACAUCAAGAGAAAAUAAUUGAACAUAAAGCUUGCUUUGCUGAUGCAGAAUUCUUCAGAGAGUUUGAUUUUUUGUUUCAUGUAACUCUACGAGAUUCAGGUCAGAGUUGCAAUCUUACAGAAAUGGUCCAAGAUCAAGUUAUAAGUAAAAUCUACAACUCGCAUGAUGCAGAAUAUGUCUACCGCAUAUUGCAGACGGUGCUGGAGAGUGAAAAAUGUUUAAUCAUACUUGACGGCCUUGACGAAUGGAAUCAUCCUGAAACCGUUAACUGUACAUGCAGAGCGGAAGGGAGUUUUAUCCCUUCCCAAAUUUCUGCCAACAGGGCCACAGUCCUCACGACAACGCGUCCAUGGCGACUCUCACAGUUUAGGGUGAAGGAUUCAAAGAUCGACAAGUAUCUUGAAAUAGAAGGGGCAAAUGAACCAGAAGAAAUUGUGAAAAAUGUUGUCACCAUCCUUAAUGAGGAGAAUGAAGUUGAACGGGAUCCAGAGGACUUCAUGAAAAUGAUACGCGUGAACGGUCUUCAAGAUUUAUUGGCAACACCUAUCGUUACCACCCAACUUGUUUGCCUGUGGUUUGAGGGUGUAUCUCUUACUGAAUCAAAGUGUAACAUUUAUGCUGGAUUGAUAAACAUGCUAUCAUGUAGACAUAGGUAUAUCAGAGAGAAGGUUCCUGAAAUUGAACUUCCAUCUGUGUUCAAGAAUCAUGAAUGCUUCAGGUACAAUCCAUUGGUUUACCUUGCGCUGGCAAAGUUGGCAUACACAACUUUGUUUUCAGGAGGUCGAGAAACGUCUGUUGUUUUCAGCAGCAGUUUGGUCAACCAAGUAUUAGCCAAGGGGCAGAUUGAAUAUGCAUUGAAGUCAGGCUUACUCACAGAGAAGAAAUCCAAUUCACUAGUGAAGAGAACAUCCCAUUUUUCAUUCUUACAUAAAACAGUUCAAGAGUUUUUGUCUGCCCUUCAUUUUUGUUUGAAUGAAAACGACUACAAUCAGUUACUAAGCAAGUACACAACAGAAAACAAGCAAACUGUCUUGGGAGAUGUUUCUCAAGUAUUUGUUUUCAUAUGUGGAAUGAAGCCCGAGCUCGCUGUUCAAAUGUCUUCAUGGAUCAAUAGUUCCAUACCUCAAACACCAUUCCAUUCUGAAUCGUGGUUUUACGACGACAAUGACGCCCAGUACGAUCUUGAUAACGAAGCCAGACUAGAACACCGUCGUUUGAUCGUCUCUGGCUUAGAUGAAGCCCGUGCCAACAACUUCGGCGACAUUCCGCUCACUCUCACACACUUCUCUGUGAUUUCCGGUUGGGAUGUCCGUACAUUGAACUAUUUGAUGGACGCAAACAAGAACCAUGUUCAGUCGCUUACCAUCUUCGGAUGCAAUGACAUGGUGAGUGAGCAGGAGCUGCAGAAUGUGUUCAGCUUCUCAGGCGAAUCCCUCACAAAUGUUGCCCUGGGGUAUCGUGAUGGGCAGUACGACCUGUCCAAGUGCCACAAGCUGGAAUAUCUAGAUAUAGACGGAGAAACUACUACACAUGUUCUGGUUGAUACAAGAAAUAUCAAAACGUGUAUGUUGCACUUAGUUUCAUCGGAUGUUGAAUCAUACUUACUUAGUUCUUUUGAACACGAUAGAAAGGAGAGUAAACUACAAGAACUUAUUUUGGGUGAUGUUAAGAAUACCCAGCUACUGUGUGCUACACUUCCAAGUCUGUCUCAGUUAAAACGAAUUCAUAUAGAAACGACAGAUCUCGGUGAGCUUCAGCUGCUCCCUCCGGCCUCCAUCACCAGAAUUGAUUUGCAUGCUGUGACGAUGACAGCGGAGUCGGUGAGAAGGCUGGUGAUGCGAGUUGAGAACAUACCGCACACAGUGAAAUGCUGUAUGAUUUGCUGCACGGUGGAACCAGCCAGUGAAUUUGAACAAAUAAGGAAGUAUGUGGAUAGUUCGCCAGCAUUCAAAAGAGACGGAACUCAUCCUUUUCAAUUCACCAAAAUGUAAAUUAAGAUCCUGAUCAAUUUUAGAAUUCAGAUUGGUCUGGAUAUGUUCAUUGAAAGAUAAAGAUAAGACGAGACACAGUGAAACAUAGAACAUUCGUUGUUGUGAAUAGUACAGGCAUAUUUACUCUUGAAAAUUUCUUUGUGAAAUUAUAGCCCUUUAUACUCACUCGGCUAUUUUGGAAAGGAAAUUAAUGAACCUUGGGACACGACGAUGUGAAAUUGUGCAUCGUAAAUUAAUUAUACAUGUAUCUCUUAGACCCAUUGUUGCAAAGUAAUUUCCGCUGAAAGGCACAAAACGUAUCACAUUGAUAACUUUUGCCGAUGUAUUUAAUAUUUGGUUACAUCAAAAUUGAAGCUUUAGGGCUUAUAAUCCGUGUUGGCUUUCAAAUAAAGAUAUUGAGUGAA
This is a messenger RNA of Mya arenaria, 3654 nucleotides long. RefSeq lists its product as uncharacterized. Bases 182 to 3250 code for a protein of 1022 amino acids. NCBI's taxonomy places the organism in Eukaryota, Metazoa, Mollusca, Bivalvia, Myida, Myidae. The transcript has 5 exons. The record is from RefSeq and is a predicted model, not a curated record.